Molecule: messenger RNA, 5564 nt
Organism: Austrofundulus limnaeus
Lineage: Eukaryota; Metazoa; Chordata; Actinopteri; Cyprinodontiformes; Rivulidae
Gene: dock2
Product: dedicator of cytokinesis 2
Biological process (GO): small GTPase-mediated signal transduction; myoblast fusion; cell migration
Cellular component (GO): cytoplasm; plasma membrane
Molecular function (GO): small GTPase binding; guanyl-nucleotide exchange factor activity
Source: RefSeq, a predicted model, not a curated record
CAAACCAAAGGGAAACUAAAAAUAUACUGUUCAUUAAGUGUGUAGAGGUCUGAGAGAAACAUGGCUCCUUGGACGAGGAGUACUACAGAACAUUUUGGAGUUGUAAAGUGGAAUUUUGUCGGUAAAGGAGAGAAGCAGCUGUCCCUGGAAAUAGGAGAUACGGUCUUCAUCCAGGAGGUUUGUGAAGGAUGGUACAAAGGCUACUUGGCAAGGAAUAAAGCCCAGCAGGGAGUAUUCCCUGCCAGCUUUGUCCAUCUUAAAGAUGUUGUCAUAAAAAAACGGGGAGAUGAGAAAAUUGUGACGUCUGCAGAGAUGCCCUUGGUCAAAGAGGUGACCACCACGCUGAGAGAGUGGGGAAGCAUAUGGAAGCAGCUAUUUGUGUCCAACAAACAUCUGCGAGUGAAGCAGGUCCAGAGGUUGAUGUGGGAGCUGAUGGAGUGGCGUUCUCAGCUCCUGUCUGGCACCCUGCCCAGUGACGAAUUUAAAGAGCUCAAGCAGAAAGUAACUUCCAAGAUUGAUUAUGGCAACAAAAUCCUGGAGCUGGACCUUGUCGUUCGGGACGAGGAUGGGAACAUCUUGGAGCCGGAAAAAACGAGCAUCAUCAGUCUUUUCAGGGCGCACGAGGAGGCCACAGCUAAGAUCAAUGAGCGUAUUAAAGAGGAACAGUCCAACAUCCAGACAGACCACAGCGGGAUCUCAGCACGCAUCCAGUCUUCCCCCACACACAGUCUCUACGUCUUUGUCAGGAACUUUGUCUGCCGCAUCGGCGAAGACUCCGAGCUGUUUAUGUCCCUCUAUGACCCGUGUAAACAGACCAUCAUUAGCGAGAACUACUUGGUUCGGUGGGGCAGCAGAGGUUUCCCCAAAGAGAUCGAAAUGUUGAACAACCUGAAAGUUGUCUUCACAGACUUGGGGAACAAAGACCUGAGCCGAGAGAAGAUUUAUUUGAUCUGUCAGAUAGUGAGAGUGGGCAGGAUGGACUUGAAAGAAACAAACAACAAGAAGUGCACUCAGGGCCUCCGGAGGCCUUUUGGGGUGGCAGUAAUGGACAUAAGCGACAUCAUCAAAGGGAAGAUUGAAUGCGAUGAGGAGAAGCAGUUUUUCAUCCCCUUCUUCCCGGUGGUUGCUGAAAAUGACUUUCUCCAUUCCUUGCUGAACAAAGUCACAGCCUCACGAGGAGACAGUGGUGGCCAAGGUCUCUGGGUCACCAUGAAGCCUCUGGUGGGGGACAUAGUGCAGAUUCGAAAAGAAUACCCUCAUCUGGUGGACCGCAGCACAGUGGUCGCCCGCAAGCUGGGCUUCCCGGAGAUCAUAAUGCCAGGAGACGUCAGGAAUGAUAUCUACCUCACCUUACAAGGGGGMGACUUUGACAAGUACAACAAGACGACACAAAAGAAUGUGGAGGUCAUUAUGUGGGUCUGUGACGAGGACGGAAAAGUGAUCCAGAACUCCAUUUGUCUUGGAGCUGGAGAUAAGGCCGUCAGCGAGUACAGAUCUGUCAUCUAUUAUCAAAUCAAGCAGCCCCGCUGGAUGGAGACAGUUAAGGUGACGGUGUCUUUGGAAGAAAUGCACAGGAUUCAUUUGCGUUUCAUGUUCAGACACCGCUCUUCCCAGGAGUCCAAAGAUAAGAGCGAGAAGAACUUUGCUAUGGCGUUUGUACGCCUGAUGAAGGAUGACGGGACAGUUCUGCAGGACGGAUCGCAUGACCUCAUAGUUUUCAAGGGUGACAGCAAACGCAUGGAAGAUGUGAACUCCUACUUGUCCUUGCCUUCGACCCGUCACCAUCUCAGCGACCCCCACAAGGGGGCAGGGUUGAACCGCAGCUCCAGCAGCGUGUCUGGGGGCGGGGGAGGCCUGUCUGUAAGCUCCAGAGACAGUUUCGCCAUCUCCACCCUCGUCUGCUCCACUAAACUCACCCAGAACGUGGGCCUGUUGGGGCUCCUUAAAUGGAGGACUAGACCCGAACUCCUGAAAGAAAACCUGGAGAAACUUAAAAUCAUUGAUGGAGAAGAGGUUGUCAAGUUUCUGCAGGACACACUCGACGCCUUGUUCAACAUCAUGAUGGAACACUCUCAGACCGACGACUACGACAUCCUUGUGUUUGACGCCUUGAUAUAUAUCAUCGGGUUGAUUGCUGACAGGAAGUUCCAGCACUUCAACACUGUUCUGGAGGCCUACAUCAAGCAGCAUUUCAGCGCUACACUGGCCUACAAAAAGCUGAUGUCGGUGUUGAAGAGAUAUCUGGAUGUCUCCAGCCGAGGAGAACAGUGUGAGCCCAUCCUCCGAACCCUCAAAGCCCUCGAGUAUAUCUUCAAGUUCAUUGUUCGUUCCCGCAUGCUCUACUCCCAACUCUAUGAGGGGAAGGAGCAGGCAGAGUUUGAAGAGUCGCUGAGGCAGCUUUUUGAGUCCAUCAACAACCUGAUGAGAUCAGACUUCACUACCACUCUGUUGAACAGGGUCGCCGCUCUGAAGUACCUGCCAACAGUCUUGCACGAUGUUGAGAAAGUAUUUGACGCAAAACUCCUCAGUAAGUUGCUGCAUGACUUUUAUUCCUGCAUCCCACCUGAGAAACUCCAGAAGCAGAAGGUAGCCUCCAUGACUGAAAUCGUCAGCAGCCAACUCUUUCAGAAACAAGAGUGCCGUGAUGUGUUGUUACCCAUGAUGCUGCGGGAACUGAGUGGGGCUCUGGUCAGUAUGGCUGACGGUCUGCACGACGAGAGGAGAAACAGUUUGGAGCUUCUCAACAACAUUUUGGAGGUCCUCAGCAGGAAAAACGUGGGGAAAACAUUUCAACAUAUCCAAGACAUUGUGGUGUCUCUGCUGCAGAUCAUCAACAAAACAGUCAUCACAAUGGGUCGAGAGCACGCUCUGAUUUCAAGAGUUGUUGCCUGCAUGACAGCUAUUCUCAGUCAGAUGGAUGAUCGUCAUUAUGCCACUUACAUAGAAACCUUCACAGGAACCACUGAUCUGGUGGACUUCCUGAUGGAGUCCUUUCUACUUUUCAAGGACCUGAUAGGGAAACAUGUAUAUCCCUCUGACUGGAUGGCCAUGAUCAUGGUGCAGAACAAGGUGUUCCUGAGAGCCAUCAAUACCUAUGCUGACACAAUGAACCAGAAGUUCCUCAGUAAUGAUGACUUUGAAGUUCAGCUGUGGAAUAACUACUUCCACUUGGCAGUGGCGUUUAUUACUCAAGAGUCUCUGCAGCUUCAGCAUUUCUCUCCAACCAAGAGGAACAAGAUUCUGGUCAAAUAUGGAGAUAUGCGAAGGCUCAUUGGCUUUGCUAUCCGUGACAUCUGGUACAAACUAGGAAGUCAUAAGAUCUGUUUCAUCCCUGGCAUGGCGGGUCCUAUUCUGGAAAUGACUCUAAUCCCUGAGGAGGAGCUGAGAAGAGCCACUAUUCCCAUCUUUUUUGACAUGAUCAACUGUGAACAUACACAGUACGGAAACUUCCAGAAGUUUGAGAAUGAGAUCAUUCUGAAGUUGGACCACGAGGUGGAAGGUGGAGGAGGGGAUGAACGAUACAUGCAACUGUUAGAAACCAUCUUGCUGGAUUGUGCUGCAGAGAAACCCCCACUGAAGCCGCAGGUGCAGCACUUUGUCUCCCUGGUUAAGGGUCUCCUUAUUCGUCUCCUUGACUAUCGCACAGUGAUGAGCGAUGACAGCCGCAACAACCGCAUGAGCUGCACUGUCAAUCUUCUGAACUUUUACAAGGACAUCAAUCGGGAAGGAAUGUACAUCAGGUACCUGUACAAAUUAAGAGACCUUCACUUAGAAGGUGAAAACUACACCGAGGCGGCCUACACCCUGCUGCUGCACUCUCGUCUGCUCAAGUGGUCAGAUGACAAGUGUAGCCCCCAGUUUGAGUUCCAUGGCUCCCAAACGCAGAGGCAGCUCAAAGAAACUCUUUAUGACACCAUCAUCGAUUACUUCGACAAGGGCAAGAUGUGGGAAGAGGCCAUCACUCUGUGUAAAGAACUGGCAGAACAGUAUGAAAAUGAGAUCUUUGACUACGAGUUACUUAGCAAAAGACUGGAAAAACAAGCAAAGUUCUAUGAGAAUAUUAUGAAGAUCUUGAGACCUAAGCCUGACUACUUUGCAGUGGGCUACUAUGGACUAGGCUAUCCUCCAUUUCUCCGGAACAAGGUGUUCAUUCAUCGGGGUAAAGAGUACGAGCGCAGAGAGGACUUCCAGAACCAGCUAAUGAGCCAGUACCCCAGCUCCGUGCGCCUCAACACCACAACCAUGCCAGGAGACGACAUCAAGAACUCUCCACUGCAGUAUAUCCAGUGUUUCACAGUGCAGCCAGUCCUGGAGAUUCCUCCUCGCUUGAAGAACAAACCUGUCCCUGACCAGAUCAUCAACUUCUACAAGUCCAACUAUGUGCAGCGUUUCCAUUAUUCCCGACCUGUGAGGAAAGAACCUGUGGACCCAAAUAAUGAGUUUGCUUCAAUGUGGAUUGAACGCACAACCUUCACCACUGUGUAUAAACUGCCUGGGAUCCUGCGCUGGUUUGAGGCUACAGACAUAAAACAUACUGUCUUGUCUCCACUAGAGAACGCUAUAGAAACCAUGGAGUCCACCAAUGAGAAGAUUCUGACCAUGAUAAAUCAGUACCAGGCUGACUGGAGCCUUCCCAUUAACCCCCUCUCGAUGCUUCUUAAUGGGAUAGUGGACCCAGCUGUCAUGGGAGGCUUUGCUAAGUAUGAAAAGGCAUUCUUCACUGAGGAGUACACUCUGCAGCACCCAGAGGACAGAGAUAAACUGCUGCGUCUCAAGGACCUCAUCGCGUGGCAGAUCCCACUGCUGGGUGGAGGACUGUCCCUCCACGGGAAGAGAGUCACCGAUGACCUGCGUCCUUUCCAUGAUCGCAUGGAGGAGUGUUUUAAACAGCUGAAGAAGAAAGUGGAGAAGGAGUAUGGAGUGAGAGAGUUGCCGGACUUGGAUGACAGAAAGUCCUCUCGUCCUCGCUCAAUGCUGCGCUCCUUCCGUCAGUCCAUCAUCUCCAUUUCCUCUCUGCAGGGGUCUGAAUGUGGAACUCCGACCAAACUUCACGCAGACAACUGUCAAAGAAGCAGGAGUUCCGCAGUGACACUAACUUGUCGGAGCCAAAUGAAGGAAAUGUGUUGCUGACCAGUGCCAACUCCAAGUCUCUGCCAACCAUCACAGGUCUGACCCUGUCAGUGGUUGGUGGGGGAGAAGAGGUGGACUCACCCAGAGCUAGGAGGGACAGUAAGAGCAUGUCUCUGUGUGGGACCUCUGACCGAACAGCAGACAGACGCUCUAAGGGUGUCAUCAACCUGCUUUUCAAGUCCAAGCAGAGCUCCAAAACAGAAGAKGUGAAGCAAAGCGACACAGCCAAAGAAAGUGACAAUCAUUUCUAAAGUUUCUUAUUUUAUUUUCACCUUUCCUUCACUCAUUGUUUGCAUUUUUUAUAAAGUUUUAAACUUGUUACCGGAAACCAAAGCAAUAUGUACUCCCUCCCCGCCUGCCUGUCAGUCUCAGUAUCUCUGUUGCCUUAAUGCAAUAGAUUUUUCCUGUCAAUAAAGGCUAUUUUCGUUGAGUGA